Messenger RNA from Galendromus occidentalis (western predatory mite), 420 nucleotides. RefSeq lists its product as uncharacterized. The coding region runs from base 1 to 420 and encodes 139 amino acids. The record is from RefSeq and is a predicted model, not a curated record. The transcript has 2 exons. Lineage: Eukaryota; Metazoa; Arthropoda; Arachnida; Mesostigmata; Phytoseiidae.
AUGUUGCGUGAGAAUCCAGCCUUGGAACGCGCCUCAGGCCCGGCAAACUCCGCGCAAUUCAUUAUCGAUGAUCACUCCGAAUCUUGUGUUGGGGUAUUUGAGACCUUCGAAACACCUCCCAUUCAGUCUGGCGCACCGGAUUCGAGCGUAAACUGCGACAGUGACGAUUUCGCGGAUACCUUCGAUCACUUUCGAAUGACAGCUGUCCAUAACAAGGACUCCGAAGAGCGUUAUCCAGACCCGCGUUCAACCGAGCUUGUUCAUUUGCAAAGGCGCCUACUGCCCCUCCAAGUAGAGAACCGAGAGCUGAAAGCGCGUAACAGGUCCCUAGGUCGUUCUCUGAGCGAACACGGUCCAAGUUACAUGGACAUCGAAUGUAAAUAUGACGGUCGAGUCAAUUGGUCGGUUUCUGCAGCGUAA